AUGGCCGUUAAAAUCGUGAAGAAGCGUACCAAGCCUUUCAAGCGACACCAGUCGGAUCGCUACCACACCGUCAAAGAGGCAUGGAGAAAACCAAAGGGUAUCGACAACAGAGUGCGACGACGCUUCAAGGGUCAGCUGCCCAUGCCAAAGAUUGGUUACGGUAGCAACAAAAAGGUUGGAUUCAUUGUCAUCGUCCGUUUGUUCACAUCGCUGAGAAGCGUUUGCCGUAUCCAGACUCGCCAUCUGAUGCCCAACGGCCUCAAGAAGUUUUUGGUCAACAACGAAAAGGAGGUUGAUCUCCUUUUGAUGCAUAACAAGUCGUAUGCGGCCGAGAUUGCCCACGGUGUAUCGAGCAAGAACCGCAUCGGCAUUUUGGCUCGUGCAAAGGCAUUGGGUGUAAAAGUUACAAACCCAGCAGCGAGACUGAGAACAGAGGAAUAG
Molecule: messenger RNA, 441 nt
Organism: Serendipita indica DSM 11827
Lineage: Eukaryota; Fungi; Basidiomycota; Agaricomycetes; Sebacinales; Serendipitaceae
Source: the annotation of a GenBank genome assembly